Messenger RNA from Paramecium octaurelia, 396 nucleotides. The record is from the annotation of a GenBank genome assembly. NCBI's taxonomy places the organism in Eukaryota, Ciliophora, Oligohymenophorea, Peniculida, Parameciidae.
AUGUAUUUAGAAUAUUUGUUAAACUUAACAAAAAAUAGUAUUCCAGUCGUUUUUAACACAAAAUAUAAGAGUAUCAGUUAAUAUUUACAUACAAAAAUAUUUAUUUACUAGAUAUAGUUGAUGGAGAGGUUUGAAGAAAUAUUUCAACUGUUCUUUAAUAGAAAAUAAGAAUUCUCUAUGCUUAUUUUUGUAAACAUUAAAAACUAUCUAAGAGAUUCUUCCCUUCAUUUCUACAGUUCUGAACUUAUUUAACAAGAUUAAAAUACACUAAUUAUGUUAAUAAUACACAUUAAAAUGUUCACAUCAAACAGCAAACAGCAAAAUUAAAAUGUAUAAUUUAAAGAAAUAUAGUCAAAUGGUAUAAUGGGUCAUAUAAAGGCUAUGGCAAUUUACUGA